Phaedon cochleariae (mustard beetle) is the source of this 426-nucleotide messenger RNA. Lineage: Eukaryota; Metazoa; Arthropoda; Insecta; Coleoptera; Chrysomelidae. The record is from the annotation of a GenBank genome assembly.
AUGGGAAAAGAAGAUUUUUUCAGCACAAAAAAACUGGAGAAUGACAUAGUACACAGGAAAAAAACGACAACCGGAGAAAAAGUGGAAUGGCUGAAAAUAUCUUGGAUUCAUCUAAGAUAUUCUGAUCCGAAAAAGAUGUAUUUUAAAUACAACUACAAUACGGAUUCUUUCUUUUUGGAAUUGGACCUAAAAAGAAGUAUACGUGGUCGUCCUUCAUCAAACCAUUACAUUGAAAUGGAUUCAUUGUAUCCUGAAGGAAAACCAAUAACAGAAGAGAAAAAGAAAGAUUUGAUGGCCCUGCUAAGUUUUGUGCCACCUAUCCACCACGGUUUUUACAAAGAGUUAAAAACCGAUAAUGAAAGGGACCUGGGACUUGCAGAUGGAGAUCCGGAGGAUGAGCCUAAUGUCCAAAAAGACGUGAAGUGA